AUGGAAUCAGGGCUCGCGGAAGCGGAGGAGCGCCGAUCUCCUCGAGCUCGUUCUCCGGCGCGCGAGGCGUCAGUGGAGAGCGCGCCGCAUCAUGAGCCCCUUCGGGUGGCUGGCGUGCCUCCACGCUCGGAUCUUGGUUUGGCUCCCGAACAGGAUCACGCGUCGGGGAUAACUCGCUCCUCUCCCGUUGUCCCUGUGGCUCUCGAGGCUCCCUUGGCUGAUGGGGGUCAGGUCGCCGCGGCAGCUCCAUCGGCUCCCUCAGGCCGCGCUCCUCCGUUGUCACCGCGUGCUCCUGGUCCGAACGGCGGAUCGUCCCCGUCUCGGCGUGGGCGGUCUCCUCGCGCGUCGCCUCAUCGGCGGGAGCAGUCUCCAGCGCCACGGGCUGGUUCCCCCCGCCAGUCCCCGGUGCGCCGCCACGCGUCUCCUGCGUGUCCGGAUGAUGGCGCCGCUGGACCCCAGCCGCCUGUUCUACCGGCGCGUCGUGCAGCUCCUCCUGCAAACCGAUCCCGCUCCUCCCAUGGCGGUCGCGGACGUGGCCGUGGCUGGCGCGGCUGGAAUGGAUCCCCUGGGCGUGGAUCCUACCACACUGGACCCGCUCAGUCGUCCCUGGAGAGGGCGCUCCAGUCGCUUCCUUCCGUGCUUGAAGGCGCUCUGACGCGCGCCUUCUCGGCUGCUCCACACCCAGCGCCAACUCUUGACCCAUCCCGUUCUCGGCUCCCUGGUUCGUCCGCCGCUGCCGCUCUUGGUGGGCCUCGUGUUGCUGGGGAGGCCGUGGCGGUGGCAUCGACUGUGCGACCGCGACUGCUACGUAACUUCCCCACGGCUCACGAGGGUGGUCACCGGUCGUCUCGCCGCCUCGUGGUGGCGUCAAUGCAGGCACGCAACCGCGCGGAUCCUGGGCCGCCGACGGUGACAACCGCCAAGGUCCUUCUUCAGGGGAGCCCAUCGGGAUCUUACAUUGAUCGGGCGGGAGAAGCAUGCCUCCAGCAUGCAGCGGAGAUCGCUGCCUUGGUGGGGCCUGUGUUGGACGCGCCCGCCCGGGGAGGAGCUGUUGCCUCUACCCUCUUCCUCUCAGAUCUACUCCUCCGAGCUCACAUCUCCUCCUCCCGAGCUCAGAUCUACUCCUCCCGAGCUCAGAUCUACUCCUCCCGAGCUCAAAUCUACUCCUCCCGAGCUCAGAUCUACUCCUCCCGAGCUCAGAUCUACUCCUCCCGGGCUCAGAUCUACUCCUCCCGAGCUCAGAUCUACUCCUCCCGACCUCAGAUCUACUCCUCCCGAGCUCAGAUCUACUCCUCCCGAGCUCAGAUCUACUCCUCCCGAGCUCAGAUCUACUCCUCCCGAGCUCAGAUCUACUCCUCCCGAGCUCAGAUAUCCUCCUCCCGAGCUCAGAUCUACUCCUCCCGAGCUCAGAUCUACUCCUCCCGAGCUCAGAUCUACUCCUCCCGAGCUCAGAUCUACUCCUCCCGAGCUCACAUCUCCUCCUCCUGA
Closterium sp. Naga37s-1 is the source of this 1488-nucleotide messenger RNA. The record is from the annotation of a GenBank genome assembly. Lineage: Eukaryota; Viridiplantae; Streptophyta; Zygnematophyceae; Desmidiales; Closteriaceae.